UAGCGCAACAAUUGUAAUGAGAAACCAAAAGUAAAGUUUCUGGUGAUCAUAGCGAUCUGACUCCCUCCUUCCGUCUGAACGUGGAAUAUUCCUGUUCCCAGGCUUGGGCCACUGACCCUUAACCUAGUUGUUCUGUGUUGUGUACUAGUCUAAUAAUUUGAACCUUGAUGGAAUAACCAUUUUAACCUACAUAUGGGCUGACAAGAAAUAGAGAAAAUUAGCAAAACUCUUAAUAAAGUUCACAAAAAUUGGAUGAAUAGAACCAAGUGUGAGAACACCCUAAAACUCACGACAAGGCAACUUUAAAGACUGUAAGAUCUGCUUCCUGAUUAUAGUAGUUUCCUGGCCGUGUGGUUAUUUUUGAGAACCCGAGGCAGAAUAUGCUGCUUUAAAGAGAAGAGAGAAUGAAGUAAGUAAACUUGAAUAUUACUAUUAACAGAGCAAGACAGAGGUAAUACUUAAAUAUAAAUGUGUACAUAGUAUUGAUUAAUAUUGUGGAACCCUGCUCACAUUUCCCCGAUUUCAUGAAAGGUUACUAAAUAUUACCUGACGAGAAAGUGAACCAUUACUGAAUGGAACAUUUUUAACUUUACAUGUAAGUCAAUCAGAAGUCAAAGUCAGAGCUUUACAUAUGUGUUAUUUGUUCAUCACCCCAUGGCCCCGACAUUGCGGACAAAUCCCCCAAACCCCCUUGAUUUCCUCUCAGCCAGUUUCUACUGGCUGUGACCUAGCAUUUGAACGGUUUGGGCUAUUACCUAUAUGACCCCAUUCCUGAAAGCUAAGACUGGUAUAUUUCCGAUAAAUAUGAUACGAUUCAAGUGUUUGUCAGUAGUUGAGUUCCAUUUCAGGGUGAGUAGUACUGCUUCUUAAAGUGAAAGCUGGUUUUAUACAGUGAACAUACAGUAUCUUUAGACAAUAUCUAAGAUACAACAGAAUAUACAGAUUUUUAGAGAAUAAUGUGUCUGUUCACUAUAGUAGGCCUACAUGCCUCUUACCACAGUUUGCAAUAAGACAAACACGUAAAGUUCCCCAUCUUACUCUUUGUUCAUUAAACUGUUAAUCAUUACAGUCCAAGCUUUGUCUAAGCCAGGAGGGGGUGGUAUACAAUGUUUAUAUAUAAUUUUGGGGGGGCAUUAAUGCUAUUAGCCCACACAAACGCAUUGAGUAACAGAUUCACUACAUGGAACAACAGAUAGUCCCCCCACAAACAAAAAAUCUAUAGGAAGUUUGUUCUGCAGUGUCUGACCUACACUACCUGUCAAAAGUUUUAGAACACCACUCAUUCAAUGGUUUUUCUUUAUUUUUACUAUUUUCUACAUUGUAGAAUAAUAGUGAAAACAUAACAACUAUGACAAGUCUCUGAAUGUCCUUGAGUUGCCCAGACAGAGCCCGGAUUUGAACUCGAUUGAACAUCUCUGGAGAGACCUGAAAAUAGCUGUGCAGCGACGCUCACUAUCGAACCUGACAGAACUUGAGAGGAUCUGCAUCAGAGAAACUCCCCACAUACAGGUGUGCCAAGCUUGUAGCGUCAUACCCAAGAAGACUCGUGGCUGUAAUCUCUGCCAAAGAUGCUUCAACAAAGUACUGAGUAAAGUGUCUGAACACCUAUGUAAAGUUGAUAUUUAAGUAGUUUUUUUUUUACAUUUGCAAAAAUGUUUUUAAUUUAUCGGGUAUUGUGUGUAGAUUGAUGAAAAUUUCUUUUUUUUUGGUCCAUUUUAGAAUAAGGCUGUAACGUAACAAAAUGUGGAAAAAGUCAAGGCGUCUGAAUACUUUCCAAAUGCACUGUACCCAGAGGAUGACGGAAACUAGUGUCCUCCGGCUAUACCAUGGUGCUACCCAAGAGAGUGCAGUUGAGGCUACUGUAAACCUUCAUUGCAAAACAGUGUGUUUUAAUCAAUUAUUUGGCGGCGUGAAUAUAUACUUAAAGUGUUUUUUAAUAACCAUGUAAGUCUCUCUCGGACUUAUCAAUAUAUUCGGCUAUAUACACUACCGGUCAAAAGUUUUAGAACACCUACUCAUUCAAGGGUUUUUCUUUAUUUGUACUAUUUUCUACAUUUUCUACACAUAUGGAAUCAUGUAGUAACCAAAAAAGUGUUAAACAAAUCAAUAGCCACCGUUUGCAUUGAUGACAGCUUUGCACACUCUUGGCAUUCUCUCAACCAGCUUCAUGAGGUAGUCACCUGUAAUGCAUUUCAAUGAACAGGUGUGCCUUAAGUUAAUUUGUGGAAACUCUUUCCUCCUUAAUGCGUUUGAGCCAAUCACUUGUGUUGUGACAAGGUAUGGGGGGUAUACAGAAGAUAGCCCUAUUUUGGUAAAAGACCAAGUCCAUAUUAUGGCAAGAACAGCUCAAAUAAGCAAAGAGAAAUGACAGUCCAUAAUUACUUUUAAGACAUGAAGGUCAGUCAAUACGGCAAAUUUUAAGAACUUUGAACGUUUCUGCAAGUGCAGUCGCAAAACCCAUCAAGCGCUAUGAUAAAACUGGCUCUCAUGAGGACCGCAACAGGAAAGGAAGACCCAGAGUUACCUUUGCUGCAAAGGAUAAGUUCAUUAGAGUUACCAGCCUCAGAAAUUGCAGCCCAAAUAAAUGCUUCACAGAGUUCAAGUAACAGACACAUCUCAACAUCAACUGUUCAGAAGAGACUGUGUGAAUCAGGCCUUCAUGGUUGAAUUGCUGCAAAGAAACCACCACUAAAGGACACCAACAAGAAGAAGAGACUUGCUUGGGCCAAGAAACACAAGCAAUGGACAUUAGACUGGUGGAAAUUUGUCCUUUGGUCUGGAGUCCAAAUUGGAGAUUUUUGGUUCCAACCGGCAUGUCUUUGUGAGACGCGGUGUGGGUGAACGGAUGAUCUCUGCAUGUGUAUUUUCCACCGUGAAGCAUGGAGGAGGAGGUGUUAUGGUAUGGUGGUGCUGGAUGACAUUCUCCAACCUAUCAGAGCUCUUUGUGCAUGAACUGACAUGUUGUCCACCCAAUCAAAGGAUCAUAGAAAGAAUCUAGUACUAAACCUAUUAAUGUUACAUUGAGCUGGGUGAAUGGAAUAUACAGUAAAUGAUAGUCAUCCAAUAUGCUGUAAUAGAAAUAAGGCCUUGAUCAACAACAACAAAAAAUGUCCUCCCCAAUCUUAAAUGGCACCAACCGCCACUGCUGCAUACUUAAUUUUGCUUGUUCAAGUUGGCUAUCCAUCCCCAUUUUUAAAUAGUGCCCCUCAUCCAAUUGCCAAAGACAUGCUCCUCCAAACGAUUCAGUCCUCCAAUAAUGCCAUAUCAACAGCACAUUGACACAAUUGACAGGGGCCUAGUAUUUUGUGUUUUGUGUGAACGUUAUGUACACAUUUAACUUGAUCUGUUGUUUAAUAGUGUCAAGUGAUCGAAAAUGGACACCUCAUCACCUGCUCCACCCACACCUGUCCCAGAGCGGUUGCUAGCUAUUCUACAACAACUGACCAGUGAGGAGUUGAAGACAUUUCAGUGGUACCUGAAACAGCCUGUUUCGGAUGGCUCAUCUACCAUUCCAGUUAGCAGGCUGGAAAAUGCUAAAAGAGAGGACACCGUGGAUCAGAUGGUGCAUGCCUAUAGGGAAGCUGGUGCUCUGGAGAUGGCACACCAUAUUCUGCAGAAGAUUAAACGGAAUGAUCUAGCUGUUCCAAUGUCAGGGACAGAACACCAAGCCACAGCAGGAGUAUCAGCCACAGCAGGAGUAUCAGCCACAGCAGGAGUAUCAGCCACACGAACCAGGCCCGACCUGAACACAAGCACCGUACCAGUUGAGGAUGUUCAGGAUGCUUCUGCAGAUCUCUCCAACCACACUGAGCCUGGAGAUCAUGUUAAGGAACAUGAUGUUAACUCUACAGAUGAUGGUCCGUCAUAUGAAGAUGUUGAGAAGUACCGACGUAAAUUCCAAUACAAACUGAAGGAAAAAAUUCAGCAUGUUUUCGAGGGGGUGCCAAAACAGGGAAAUAAAACACUUCUCAAUAAGAUCUACACAGAACUCUACAUCACAGAGGGUGGAAGUGAAGAGGUCAAUAAUGAACACGAAGUAAGACAGAUUGAGAUCGCAUCCGUCACACCAGCGGCGACAGAAGAAAAGGUGAUCGAAUGCAAUAACAUCUUUAAAUUUGUAACUGGACAAGACAAACCUACCAGAACUGUGCUGACGAAGGGAAUCGCUGGCAUUGGAAAAACAUUCUCUGUACUUAAGUUCAUUUUGGACUGGGCGGAAGGAAAAGCAAAUCAAGAUAUCCAGUUCAUAUUUUCACUGCCUUUUCGAGAGCUAAAUUUGGUGCGGAAGAAAAUGCUGAGUUUAGUGGAUCUUGUUCAUGAAUGCAUCAGAGAGGCAAAAGUGAUUGAGAAGGAAUUUCUCUAUCAGAUUUUCACAAAAUUACAAGACUCAGGAAACCCAAACUACAAUGAGAGCAAGUACAAAGUUCUAUUUGUCCUUGAUGGUCUAGAUGAGUGUCGAUUGCCUCUAAACUACAAGAAGAAUGAUAGCUGGGAUAAAGCUACAGAGCCAACCUUAGUGGAUGUGCUUCUGAAAUCCCUCAUCAAUGGCAAUCUGCUUCCCUCUGCUCGCCUCUGGAUAACCUCCAGACCUGCAGCAUCCAAUCAGAUUCCUUCUGGGUGUGUUGACCAAGUGACAGAAGUACGAGGGUUCAAUGACCCACAGAAGGAGGAGUACUUCAGGAAGAGAUUCAGUGAUGAGAAUCUGGCAAACAGAAUCAUCUCACACAUUAAGACAUCAAGGAGUCUCCACAUCAUGUGCCACAUACCAGUCUUCUGUUGGAUCUCAGCUACAGUUCUGGAGCGCAUAUUGAGUACAGAUACGAAUGGAGAAAUACCAAAGACUCUGACUCAAUUAUUCCUUGGUUUACUGGUGUUUCAUGCUAAACAGAUGAACGAGAAAUAUAAUGAGAAAGACGAGGGAGAUCCACACUGGGAUAAAGAGAGCAUUAUGGCACUGGGAAAACUGGCUUUUCAACAGCUAAAAAAUGGCAACCUAAUUUUCUAUGAGUCAGAUCUGCAAGAGUGUGGCAUUAAUGCCAGAGAAGCUUCGGUUCGCUUGGGAGUGUUCACACAGCUCUUCAGAGAGGAUUAUGGGCCGUUCCAGGAGAAGGUGUACUGCUUCGUGCAUCUGAGCAUCCAGGAGUUUCUGGCUGCGUUGUAUGUCUUUUUAUCAUUCAACAACAACAAUGUAAACCUAAUGAACAAAGACCUUUCCGCCAUCAGAAAAAUUCUUGGGAAGUUUACAUUAAAACCUGCCUUCACCUUUCACAAGAGUGCUGUGGAUAAAGCCUUACGGGGUAAGAAUGGACACCUGGACCUGUUCCUCCGCUUCCUUCUGGGCCUCUCACUAGAGUCCAAUCAGUCUCACUUACAUGGCCUACUGACACCGACAAGGAGCACGAGAAGCAGCUCUCAGUGCCACGAGCAAACAGUCAAGUACAUAAAGAGGAAGAUCAGAAAGAAUCACUCUCCAGAGAAGUGCAUCAAUCUGUUCCACUGUCUAAAUGAACUAAAUGACCAUUCACUGGUGAAGGAGAUCCAAAACUACCUGAGCUCAGGAAAUGUCUCCAGAGAAGAACUCUCACCUGCACAGUGGUCAGCUCUGGUCUUUGUGUUGUUGACUUCAGAAGAGGAGCUGGUUGUGUUUGAUCUGAAGAAAUACUCCAGAUCAGAAAAGGGGCUUCUGAGACUGUUGCCAGUCGUCAAAGCCUCCAGAACAUCUCUGCUGAAUGGAUGUAACCUCACAGAGAGAUGCUGUGAAGCUUUAGCCUCAGCUCUCAACUCCUCCCACCUGAGAGAGCUGGACCUGAGUGACAACAGCCUGACGGAUUCAGGAGUGAAGCUGCUCGCUGUUGGACUGGAGAAUCCGCACUGUAAACUUGAGACACUGAGGUUGUCAUUUUGUGGAGUCACAGCGAAAUGCUGUGCUUCUCUGGCCUCAGUUCUAAAGUCGAACUCUUCAAACCUGAGAGAGCUGGACCUGAGUGACAAUGACCUGCGGAAUUCAGGAGCGGAACUGCUCUCAGCUGGACUGGAGAAUCCACACUGUAAGCUUGAGACACUGAGGUUGUCAUUCUGUGGAGUCGCAAAGAAAGGCUGUGCUUCUCUGGCCUCAGCUCUGAGGUCAAACCCCUCACACCUGAGAGAGCUGGACUUGAGCUACAAUCACUCAGGAGUGAAUCUGCUCUCUGCCCUAUUAGAGGAUCCCUGCUGUAAACUGGAGAAACUCAACAUGGGAUCUGGAGAUUUCAGAACCCAACCAGGUCAAAUUAAAUAUGCACGUGAUCUCACACUGGACCCAAACACAGCACACAGACGCCUCUCUCUGUCUGAGGGGAACAGAAAGGUGACAUGGGUGGAUGAGAAGCAGCGGUAUCCUGAUCACCCAGAGAGAUUUGGGAACUGUGAACAGGUGCUAUGUAGAGAGGGUCUAUCUGAGCCUGGGCCUUGUUACUGGGAGGCAGAUUGGAAUGGGGAAUGGGCUGUUAUAGGAAUGGCAUAUAAAGGAAUCAGCAGGACAGGAGGGCGUAAAGACUGUGUGCUUGGAUACAAUCGUAAGUCUUGGAGUUUGGAGUCCUCUAAUCACAGUAACACCACCUGGCACAAUAAUAACUGCAAUGAGUUUCCCGUCCAAUCCUCCCCUUACUACAGAGUAGGAGUGUAUCUGGACUGGCAGGCCGGCAUUCUGUCCUUCUGCAGAGUCUCCUCUAACAUACGGACACACCUGCACACAUUCCACACCAAAUUCACUGAGCCCCUCUACCCAGGGUUUUAUGUUGGGAGUGGCUCCUCAGUGACUCUGAGGUAAAAACUUUGCAUUAGGACAGCGGCAGUCUUGUUAUUAUUGGUGUUUGUAAAUAAUGAUAUUCGUAGAGUGUUUUGUGAAACUCUGCUUCGGUUUGAACUCAGUUACACUGAAUGGAAUUUUCAUGGUACAUAUUUUGCCAUGAACUUGGUAUCUGUGUGACCGAUUAUCACAAAUUCAACAUGACACUGGAGAUACAGUAUAUUACAGACACCAGGAUUGCAACCCAACCGGUUACUGGUAAGACAAAUGCACAGACAGACUGCUACAACUCUAAGUAGUGCUACUGGUUACACUCAGAACACUAGUGCACAAAAAACUAUAUCUGAAAGACUUUGAACACUGACUUUUGAGAAAAAGGGAAAAAAAGACUCACAACCAAAGUGGAAAAAAGACCAUUGGAGAUAUUAUUUUUCAGUAUGUAUUGAUAUUAACUGUUGUAAGAGUGUAAGUAUUGUUUAUUAGGUCAUUCUAACAGUUGCCGCUGUAUAUACUGGGAUCACUGUGAUUAUACUAUUAUGUUAUUUGAAGAUGUCACACUUGAAAUAAACUGAAAAGAUGUACAGGUGUAGGAUCUUAAUUUGAUCACUUUUGUUGCUGAGAAUUUUACUGCACGGCAGGAAAUGCAAACUUGUAGUGAGUUUUAAAAAGGCUUCUAAAGUCUGGAAUUUGACAUUUCAUCAACCCCCUACAAACAUUUUCAAUUCACCUUUCCCAAUUCACAUUUCCUGUUGCUGCAGGAUUCUUUUCCUGUUGUAGCAAACGGUCUCAAAUGAAGAUUGCAACUGUCUCACCACAGUUUAUAUGACCGCAACAUCAGGAGUUGAGCAUAAGCAUACCUUUAGCAAUUCAUUAUUCACGAAUUCAUUAAAAACGUAUAUUAUUCAUUCCAUGUUGAUUAUGUGAAAGGGAAACGCAUGGAGAUUUGUUUAAAUUAUAUUUGUUUAAUCCGACAACGCCAUGGCAUCGGCCCACGCCAGCUUGUGAAUGUAUCCCGUGUGGUUCAGUUGGUAUAGCCUGGCACUUGCAAUGCCAGGGUUGUGGGUUUGAUUCCCACAGGGGACCAGUGUGAAGAAUGUGUGAACGCACUACUGUAAGUAGCUCUGGAUAAGAACCUCUGCUAAAUGACUAAAAUGUGAUAUUUAACACAUCGUCAAUCCAAUAACAUAUUAGCCUACAGUACAGUAGGCCUAUGUCCAAUAGUGAACUGAGCAUGAUGAAAGAGUAAAACCUAUAGUUUGUGAUAUUGGAGUAUUUGUAUUUAUAUUACAAAAUGCGGAUUAAAUUUAUGUUAUGACAUGUUUGACCACCA
Molecule: messenger RNA, 8117 nt
Organism: Salvelinus fontinalis (brook trout)
Lineage: Eukaryota; Metazoa; Chordata; Actinopteri; Salmoniformes; Salmonidae
Product: NACHT, LRR and PYD domains-containing protein 3-like
Exons: 8
Coding region: 3374-6808 (1144 amino acids)
Molecular function (GO): protein binding
Source: RefSeq, a predicted model, not a curated record